Molecule: messenger RNA, 441 nt
Organism: Penicillium maclennaniae
Lineage: Eukaryota; Fungi; Ascomycota; Eurotiomycetes; Eurotiales; Aspergillaceae
Exons: 1
Coding region: 1-441 (146 amino acids)
Source: RefSeq, a predicted model, not a curated record
AUGGGGUCGCCGCGCUCCGACGACGGCGGUGAGCGGCCGGUCCGCAAGCAACUCUCCAAAGCCACGAUAGGUUCCACCCCGCAAGAUCCGACCAAGGAAAAUAUCAGUGGUCGCAAGCGGUCUUUCGAAGAGUCUCGCGACGUCGAAGAAACCCAUACCGAAGGGGGUCAGGUCAGGAAGAAGCGAUCACGAGAGUGUACUCCGAACUCGCCCGAGCAGAAGCAGGCCGGCAGCAGGGACGAAAGUGCUCGUCCUCAGGAAGUAGGCAACCCCAUACCCUCUAUCUCUAGCACAGUCUCCCUUGAGCUUGAGGAGCAGAAAGGUUUUGCCCACCCUAAGAAGUCUCCCGGUCCCCAUCAAGCAAACGAACUCCCUGAAAUGCGACGGUCACUAGUGUCCGAAGGUCCCGAGGAGCGCGAACGGCUCUUCGGGCGGCUUUGA